This is a messenger RNA of Oncorhynchus kisutch (coho salmon), 1411 nucleotides long. Its product is annotated as ubiquitin-conjugating enzyme E2 E1. The record is from RefSeq and is a predicted model, not a curated record. The transcript is spliced from 6 exons. NCBI's taxonomy places the organism in Eukaryota, Metazoa, Chordata, Actinopteri, Salmoniformes, Salmonidae. Bases 700 to 1278 code for a protein of 192 amino acids.
AGGAAAUAAAUAUUAACGUUAGCUAGCUCAAGCUAGUAACGUUAGUAACUAAACUAGUUUCACUAUGGUGUAACCUUGUUUGCCAACUAACGUUAGCUAAGUUAAAUAUCUCAAUGUUGAAAGGUUGAGGUGGGCGUAAACGUUGAUGUAACUACAGUAUUUUUCCGAACUUUCUAGCUUAACGUUGGCUAAGGUCUGGGCAGUCAAACGGUCGGCUAAUAACGGGGGGCGAGAAAAUCAGCAGGUCGGACGUUUGUGACUAGCGUUAACUAGCUAGCUAGAUGAUUAUGCUAGCCAGCUGUUAAUGUCCACUUAGUUAACCAAACCUAGUCCAACCAGCUUGACUUGGCACAAGCAAUUGCAAACGUAAACUACUGUAGGCGAACUCGCUAGCAAACUGCUAUAGCCUCUUUGCUCCAAGAGACCUUAAUUUACACACAAAUUAAUGUGUUAGAUCAUUGUCUUAACGUUUCAGGACUCCAGGAGCGAAGAGGCCAUAGCAAGUAACUCCAGACCAGAGAUAUUAGCUAGCAAGCUAACAUUAAUUACUGUGAAGAAGGCCCGAGAAUGUUCCCAUCAAAUGGUUGGCCACAAAGACUUAACUAACUAGCUGUUGUUCACCACCAUGGAUCCAUUUGUUCCUUCUGGGCGCCUUUAGUAUUAGCUGACGGUUCCUUCUAAUUUCUUGUCCAAACCGGUAUGUCGGAUAAGGAUUCGUGUGUCAGCACCAGCUCUUCGUCUUCUUCCUCCUCCAAUCAAAACAAACCGAAGGACACACCUUGCAAGAAACGGGAGAGCAAAGCCAGUAUGAGCAAGACCUCCAAGCUGCUAUCCACCAGCGCAAAGAGGAUUCAGAAAGAGCUGGCAGAUAUCACGCUGGACCCUCCGCCAAACUGCAGCGCUGGUCCAAAAGGAGACAACAUUUAUGAGUGGAGGUCAACCAUCCUGGGACCACCGGGCUCUGUUUACGAGGGAGGGGUCUUUUUCCUCGACAUCGCCUUCACACCCGACUACCCCUUCAAACCACCCAAGGUAACGUUUCGGACGAGGAUCUACCACUGUAACAUCAACAGUCAGGGGGUGAUCUGUCUGGACAUCCUGAAGGACAACUGGAGCCCCGCCCUCACCAUCUCCAAGGUGCUGCUGUCCAUCUGCUCUCUGCUCACAGACUCUAACCCAGCUGAUCCCCUGGUUGGAAGCAUCGCCACCCAGUACACGACAAACAGAGCCGAGCAUGAUAGAACAGCCAAACAGUGGACGAAGCGGUACGCCACAUAGGCCCAUAGAGCACAGCCGUGUGGGGGGGAUUUCUAUUUCAGAUUUUUAGUACUUUAUUGUCUGGUAUAUUUUUUGGGUUCCUGAUUAAGUUAUCUGUGCAAAUAUGAAAAUAAAGAAAAACAAUGAAACAAUA